Messenger RNA from Dendronephthya gigantea, 720 nucleotides. RefSeq names its product superoxide dismutase [Cu-Zn]-like. The coding region runs from base 107 to 568 and encodes 153 amino acids. Gene Ontology annotation, biological process: removal of superoxide radicals. The transcript is spliced from 5 exons. The record is from RefSeq and is a predicted model, not a curated record. Gene Ontology annotation, molecular function: copper ion binding; superoxide dismutase activity. Lineage: Eukaryota; Metazoa; Cnidaria; Anthozoa; Malacalcyonacea; Nephtheidae.
GCAUGAAGUAUAAAUUGUGUCAUGCUUCUUGCCCAGACGUACAUUACUACAUUUUGGAUUAGAAAGCCAAGAGUUUGCAGAAACGUCGCUUCAAAUCGAUCCAACAAUGCCAGUCAAAGCUGUAUGCGUUCUUAGAGGUGAUAAGGUCAAAGGAACGAUAAAUUUUGUGCAAGAGAAGCCUGAUGGUGAUUGUGUCGUGACAGGUUCUGUUGAGGGCCUUUCAGAAGGGAAACAUGGUUUUCAUAUUCACGAAUUUGGCGACUACACAAAUGGAUGUACAAGUGCUGGUAGUCAUUUCAACCCUUUUAAGAAGAACCACGGUGGUCCGGACGACACAGAGAGGCACGUUGGUGACCUUGGAAAUAUUGUAGCAGAUGCCAGUGGCCUUGCAAAAAUUGACAUGAAGGAUAGUCUUGUAAAGCUUAGUGGAGAAUAUUCCGUUAUUGGACGCUCAAUUGUGGUGCAUGAGGGUGUUGACGAUCUUGGCAAAGGAGGACAUGAAGACAGUCUAACAACAGGUCAUGCUGGAGGCCGUCUGGGCUGUGGUGUGAUUGGAAUUGCAAAGUAAAAAACCAAAUGCUAACUUCUUUGCUAUUGUUGAAAUUGUAGUGCACAGUGCUUGCUAGUUAGGAAGAUGCGAACGAUACUGUGUUCCAUAUAUGCAUAGAGAAAAUGUUAGUUUAAGGUAAAUAAACUUAGUCAAUAAAAUGUAAAAUAUCA